AUGGAUCGGAUCAGCAAUCUUCCAGACGAGAUUAUCUGCCACAUCGGUUCUUUCCUCUCGGCCAGGGAGGCUGCUUUCACUACUGUUCUCUCUAAGCGUUGGCAUAAUCUGUUUACCAUCGUACCAGAUCUUCAUUUUGAUAGUUCGGUUAAGGAUGGAGAAAGUCUUACUGAUUUUGUGGACAGAGUAAUGGCUCUUCCAGCCAGUUCUCGAGUAAACAAAUUGUCCUUGAAAUGGUGGUUUGAUGAAGAUACUGACUCUGCUCAGUUUGAUGAAGAUACUGAGCCUGAAGAUACAGAGCCUGCUCAGUUUGAUCAAAUCAACCGUUCUCUACGUGUUGUGCUCAAGCGUGGGGUCGCGGAUUUUUAUUUGUGGGUACAUGGCAAACAAGGAUAUACACUGCCUUUUGAAGUUUUCACUUGUGAGACAGUUACUAAACUCUCACUAGGGUCUGGGUUUGCUAUUGACUUUCUCCCUGAGAAUGCCCUACUUCCAGCGCUCAAGACUCUCUCUCUUUAUCACGUUAGGUUCUACGAGUUUGGUCGUUGUGCGUUCAAAACGCUUCUUGCUUCGUCUCCCGUGCUCGAGGAACUAACCGUGUGUGGUGUCAACUGGGAACUUUGGAAAUGGUCCCGCACUGUUUCUAGUUCUAGCCUUAAGAGACUUACUAUAAUGCGUAAACAGUGGGAUGCUUUUGAUGAUUCUGAUUUUAAGAGCAUUAGUUUUGAUACUCCUAGUCUUGCCUACUUAUAUUACUCUGAUUAUGUUCCUAAAGAGUAUCUAAGUGUUAAUCUCGACUCCCUUGUUGAGACUAAGCUCUAUCUUUGUCCGGAAGAAAAUUAUAUGUGGGGUAAAGGAGAUGAAAAACGAUUUAAUCCAAUAAAUCUGCUUCAUGGGCUAAAAAAUGUCGAGACUCUUAACUUGUACACUAUCAUGACUGCAGAGAUGUUUUAUGUCUUCCGUGAAGCACUCCCAGUGUUUCAAAAGCUGUCUCAUUUAUCCGUUAAUCUCUCUAACUUCUGUUGGUCUUCUAUGCCAAUGCUGAUCAAGAAAGCUCCAAAUCUAAAGACUCUCAACAUCGACGGUCCCUUGCACUACGAGAGUUACUAUCGUUGUGCAGGCGAUAUUUUUUGCGAGUGCGUGUCAGAGUAUUCUUUCCUAGUUUCAUGUCCUCUGGAAGUCCUAAAGAUAACUGAGUACUAUGGUAGCUUUAGAGAAUUGAUGCAAAUGAAACAUUUCUUGGAGAAAUUGUCAUGUCUCGAGCUAGUGGAAGUUCAUUCUCAAGCAACUGGUGAAAGAAAGCUGAAACUCAUAGCAGAUCUGGAAAGGCUACCCAGAGCUUCGUCCAAGUGCAAAUUCGAGGUCGUUUCCUAG
Molecule: messenger RNA, 1374 nt
Organism: Arabidopsis thaliana (thale cress)
Lineage: Eukaryota; Viridiplantae; Streptophyta; Magnoliopsida; Brassicales; Brassicaceae
Gene: SAF1
Product: F-box/RNI-like superfamily protein
Exons: 3
Coding region: 1-1374 (457 amino acids)
Source: RefSeq, marked reviewed